AUGCCAUUUAAUAAACGAACAAUUGAACCAAUUAAUUUAAGUCAAGUUAAAGUACCAAAUGAUAUUCCAAAUGAACUUGAAUGUGUUGCUAAUCAUACAUUAGCAAAUAUAAUUCGACAAUUAAGUUCAUUAAGUGCUCAUGCACAAGAUUUAUUUGAUGAAUUAAUAGCAGAUGCUGGACAUAUAUUUCAACGUACAGAAGCAUUACAUGGACGAAUUGAAAGACUUAAACAUAAAGUAACACAAUUAGAUUCAAAUAUUGAAGAAGUAACUAUUCAAGAUGUAAAUAAUCGAAAACCAUUUGUUAGUGUAACACGUAUUGAUCAACAAGUAGUUAAUCGUGCUACAAUGCCACAAUCACUUCGUUUACUUUAUGAACAAGCUCAACCAGCACCAGCUCUUCAUCUACUUAAUCCAUAUCGAGAUGAUGGUCGAGAUUCAAUGAAAUUUUAUACUGAUCCAUCAUUCUUUUUUAAUUUAUGGAUGCAAUCCAUGAUUCAAUUUCCACAAAAUCAUCAUGCACAUCGAUCAGGCAAACACGAACGAUUUCGAUCACCGAAAGAUUCUAAACUACAUCAUCAAGAAUCAAUUUAUGCUUCAAAUCCAACAUCAUCAUCACAAGCUCGUCUUAUUCGACAAUCAACAGAAGAACAACAAUAUCGUAGUCCUCAAGAUCUUAUUCAUCAUCAUCAUCAUCGUGGAGAUUAUGAAUCUAUUGUUCGUGCUAAUGUUCGAUCACAACAACAACAAGUCUAUUCACCAACAAAUAAUCGUCUUCUUUUACAAUAUCCAAAUAAUAAUAAUAACAAUAAUCAUUAUCAACAUUCAGAUUUAGUACAAUAUGGUAGUCCAACAUUUUCAACAUCUUCAUCAUCUCGUGAACAACAAUCAAUGACAAUGAAUUUUAAUAGUACAAUUACACCAAAAUCACCAUUAAAUGGAUUUAAUAAUAUUGAACCAUCACCAAGAUUAAAUAUUCAUUCACCAAUGAUUACUCGACAAGCUCCACCACCACCUCCGCCUCCACCUCCACCUCCACCAUUAUUAUCACAAUUUGAACCCAAUCAUAAUUCAACACAAUAUCCUACUAUGAAACAAAUUAUUGCUAGACCAUCAGCUACUCCUCCACCACCACCUCCACCUCCACCGAUUCCACCACCAGCACCACCUUUAUCAAUAAAUAUGGGUAUGCCAACACUUGCGACAAUUUCUGAAAUUGAUAAUUUACCUCCACCACCGGCUGAUUUUAUUGAACAAUCAAUACCUUCGCCACCGCCUCCUCCUCCACCACCACCUCCCCCUUCAAUGCCAACAAAUAUCCCACCAGCACCACCUUUACCUAAUUCUACUAUUCAAUCACUUGUCAUGCGACCUUCACCGGCCACUACACCAACAACAACAAAACCUAAUUCAGAUAGUAAUAUGAUACCAUUAUCCCAACGUGAUGAUGUUUCUGUUACAUCAGAAACUUCAAUUCAAGAUCAACGACCACUUCUUAUGCGUGAUCUUCAUUCUGAUUUAUUAGAAGAAAUAAAAAAAGGUAUUCAAUUGAAUAAUCGUAAGCGUGAAGAAGAAAAGAAAGCUGCUGUAACAACAAAAACAAGUGCUCUCAAUGUUAUGGCAAUUAUGGAACAAGCAGCAAAAUAUCGUCGUGAUAAGAUUCGACCACAAUCAGAAUCUGAAAAUGAUGAUGAAUCUUCACGAUGGGAUGAUAGUGACUGA
Rotaria sp. Silwood1 is the source of this 1722-nucleotide messenger RNA. Lineage: Eukaryota; Metazoa; Rotifera; Eurotatoria; Philodinida; Philodinidae. The record is from the annotation of a GenBank genome assembly.